CAAAUUCAGACGCUUGCCACACUCACGUCGAAAAGAGAGUUUAGUCAAGAUGUCUUUCUCAUCUUUGCCCGAAUCUGUUUACCAUCACAUUUUCCAACACUUGGAUGACAAGGACUUGGAGUCUUUGAAGGCCGUUGGGAACAUAUCCUUGACCCAAUCACUAUCAAGCUUGUGGAUAUACGUUGGAGUCCGUGGAGUUGUGUGCCCCAACAUGAACAUGUCAUUGUAGCGAGCCGUCAUGACUGAAAAUCCUGGAAGAAGUCACUUCCAUCUGAGUUGUAUUAACUCACAUGAUCCCUCCAGAGUUCAGUAUCGGCCUAACAAGAUGGAAACUAAAGGCUUGGAGAUGAUCGUUCAAUAUCAUCACAGGUUGACUUGUGGCACUGAUGUGGACCCAUUUGUUGGAUCACUUCGUUUGCCAUACAAUCGGCAAUCUACCAGCAAGUUCCCAUUCGAUUGGAGCUGCAACUAUGGUGCCAUUAUCUGGAAACAUAUUGGUGCAAGUCUCUCCAAUAUUGUCAGAACUAGGCACAACAACCGUACCAUGCUGAUCCAAACCAAGAGCGCCUUGUUCUUCAUCGAUCUGCUAAGUGGUGAGAUCAUUUGGUCGCGAGUGCUCCACCUGGACAAUCCCAAGUUGGCCCAAGCUCGAGAUUUCGUCAUCACGGACCAAGCGAUCUACAUGCUGCUCUACAUGCAUUCUUCUGAUGGCGAUGUUCUCAUCCUCCUCGAAUUUUGCAUUGUCUCCGGAUCCUUCAAAGCGUUGGGCUUCAACUUCAGGGUGUCAACGGAACCAAGUGCAAACCAUCUGUUAAGGAGAGGGGAUCCUCCCCACAAAGUUGUUGUGACCAACAACUACGACCGGGUGGAGACUGACGAGUUCCAAUUGGCCGACCUUCAAAGCGCGUGGGUGGAACACAACAAGCUCUUUGUGAUUGCCAAGAAAGUUUCGUCUUUUCAAAUGUUAUCUUUACCAUUGCAUUCGGGUUCCAAAGCGAACUUUCACUUAGAAUUUGAGGUCAUUGCUGAAGAUGCCCGUGGACAUUGAACCAAAUAUAAUGCUACUUUGACAGUUUGAUUUGAGUGGUGAUAUGUGUGUGAAGUCACGUUUUUGUUCUCAUGUUGAAUGUAUCUUUAACGAAAAAUAAGUAAUGAGCUAUAGUCCCAAUGCAACUUGGAAGUAUUUGAUGCGCACUCAAUAAAUCAAGGCCGAUCAAUCGUGUUGUUUCACAAAGGUAUGGGUGUACCAGCUCACCCAGUAGUUGAGAAGUCGACGGAUUUGACCAGUGUAGAGGUUGAAGAAGUGCCCCCACUUGCAGUAGAGCAGGAUAAG
This is a messenger RNA of Tigriopus californicus, 1333 nucleotides long. RefSeq lists its product as uncharacterized. The record is from RefSeq and is a predicted model, not a curated record. Bases 239 to 1048 code for a protein of 269 amino acids. NCBI's taxonomy places the organism in Eukaryota, Metazoa, Arthropoda, Copepoda, Harpacticoida, Harpacticidae. The transcript has 2 exons.